Chelonus insularis is the source of this 10766-nucleotide messenger RNA. RefSeq names its product adherens junction formation factor afadin (gene cno). Gene Ontology annotation, cellular component: adherens junction. The record is from RefSeq and is a predicted model, not a curated record. Gene Ontology annotation, molecular function: cell adhesion molecule binding. Bases 536 to 9169 code for a protein of 2877 amino acids. NCBI's taxonomy places the organism in Eukaryota, Metazoa, Arthropoda, Insecta, Hymenoptera, Braconidae. The transcript is spliced from 22 exons. Gene Ontology annotation, biological process: signal transduction; regulation of protein localization.
AACGGAAAAGAAAACUUUCAGUCUGACGCCGUGAGUCAGUGUGGAACAAUAGUUCGUAAAUAAUUGUGAGUGUAGUGUAUUUGCGUACACACUGGAGAACGUGGAUAAAGACAAAUUUUUUUUUAUAUUUUUCCAAGAAUUAUUUAUUAGGAGUUAUAAGUGAUUGUUGGUGUUUAUUAUUAUAUGCAAAUUUGAUCGAAUAUCAAUUGUUUUUCAAUUAUUUUAUCGGAGUAUUAUUCCAUUUUUUAUAAUUUGACAUUUUAUUUAUCAAGUUAAGUGACAAUAAAGUUAUAAGUUUAGUUUAACAUUAAAUACCGAUUAAUAUCCCAAUGUUAUUCAAUACGUAUUCGAUCAGUUCUUUCGAUUUAUUGUACGAAAUAUUGAGUGAAAAAAGUGUAACGAUAUGCAGAAAAAAUUUGACCGGCGGUUUAUAGCCAUGGAGCGUUGAUUUUCAAGGAGAAAUCUUUUUAUCCUCUUUCUUCCUACCUCUUCUGUGCUCUGUCUUUGACAACUCUUCUCAUCUGGAUAAUAAAGGAUGGCUGCUGAAGCAGCAAAUAAAAAGGCUGAAAGAGAAGCCUUACGAGGUGUUAUUCAACAAUGGAACGCCAAUCGAUUAGAUCUUUUCGAACUUUCAGAACCAAACGAGGAUUUGGAGUUCCAUGGAGUAAUGAGGUUUUAUUUCCAAGACAGUGGACAAAAAGUCGCUACAAAAUGCAUCCGAGUAGCAUCUGAUGCAACCAGUCAAGCUGUAAUCGAAACCCUUAUCGAAAAAUUCCGACCAGAUAUGCGUAUGCUUUCAGUUCCUGAGUAUGCACUUUAUGAAAUCCACGAGAAUGGAGAAGAAAGAAAAUUAGGCCUUGAAGAAAAACCACUACUUGUUCAGCUAAAUUGGCAUAUUGAUGAUCGUGAAGGACGUUUUUUACUGAGACGAAUAGAUGACAAAACAAAUGCUCAAGGAGUAGGCUUUGGUGAAGGUACAAGUUUUCGUAGGAAAUUAAGCAAACGAGAGAAAAAGCAGAUCAAGAAACAAGAGAAGCUCAGUCGCCUUAAAAGCCUUGAGCAGGACGAAAAUACUGCUCCUGUUGAUCAAAAUGGUGUUGCAGAAAAACUUUAUACAGAGCUACCAGAGACAAGUUUUACUCGGAGUAUUUCAAAUCCAGAAGCUGUGAUGCGACGUCGUCGUCAGCAAAAAUUAGAGAAGAAACUUCAGCAAUUUCGGAGUAAAGACGGUGGUCCGGACACUGGAGGGACCCUUAAGAUUUAUGGUGAAGCUCUUUGCAAAGAUGUACCCUACAAAACGCUUUUAUUAAGCGUGAGGGACUCAGCAGCUCAGGUAGUCAGAGAAAUGCUCUCCAAGUAUGGUCUUGACAAGGUGGAUCCCCAACUGUAUUGUUUGGUACAGGUAAAUGGAGAAGUCACUAAUGGAAAUAAUCAUCAAGAAUACAUACUUGAUGACGACGAGUGUCCUUUAGCUAUUCUUAUGAAUCACCCGUCAAAUCGUGGUUCAAUAAUGUUCCACGUGAGGAGACGUCCAGCUGACUAUGUACCAAGAAAAAGAAAAAAGAAACCCACAGGCAAAUGGAAUGAAUUGGAACACCGAUACGAAGAUGAGAGGCUACCAUUUUUAUUGGAACUUAAUCCUGACGGAACAGACAUCCCAAAUGGAGCAGGAGUAAGGCAUCGUCUUCAGCCAAAUGUCACAGAAGUUGGUUCGGAAAGACCUAUAGGAACACAAGCUGUCCAGGCACAGACUUUAACACUUUCUGGUCCAACUGUGAUGCCUCGUCACUGUGUGAUUGCUUUUACUGAGAAUAUUGUUACACUUACUCCUUGCUCAAGAGACGCUCAUACUUAUGUAAACAAUCAGCGAAUCCAUCAAACUACAAUAUUACAGAAUGGGGCCAUAAUUAAGUUUGGACGAAUGCACACCUUCCGAUUCAUUGAUCCAGCACCAGAAGAUCGUAUUAGACAACGUCAUGACUCUCAUAGACCAAUAGAAUACUCAUAUGACAGACGUUCACCAGAUACAAAUAGUCAAGAUGUCAGUUCGGAAAAGUUUCGAUCAAGCUCAGGUACACCAAAUGAUGGACCAGAUUCAAGUCCAUCAAGUCCAUCUAAAUCUCAAGCAGCAGCUGCAAGUCCUAGAAGUACUACACAUAGUGCACCAACUUCUGAAGGCACUCACAAUUAUGAAACUACCUUUGAUUUAGAUGGAAACGUAGAGACGGCAAGUCUAACCAGUAGUAAAGAUGGAAAUAGAUUUUCUCAACAAUAUGAUCGUCAACCUCGAGGAACAGAUCCAAUAUUACCAGCAGUUUUAGAGUUUUUAGAAGAAACAGAGGAAACGUUUUUUCACGCGGUUAUAUCUGACGUCGACCCAUCAGCUCCACAAUUUAAAUUAGCACCAACAUACACUCUUUAUCUUGCUGCGAGAUACAGAGCAAGUACACAUUAUAGACCGGAAUUACAACCAACGGAGCGAGCUCACAGAUUAACAGUAAUGUUAGCAAAUGUUGCUACAAUGAUUCAACAAGUCAUACAACAGAGAUAUAUGGAUGCAUCAUCUCUUGCUCUUUGGCUAGCCAAUGGCUCAGAAUUGCUUCAUAUGUUAAAAAGUGAUCGACACGUUGGUGCUUUUUCAACUCGUGCGCAAGAUAUUUUGGCUGAUGCAGUUCAAACAGCAUUUGCAUCUUUAGUUCGUUGCGUAUCAUUAGAAUUGGCUCCAGCAAUGUCACAAUUUAUGGCAGACGCUGAUGAACCAGCUAAAGAAGCCGGAGUGUUACAAAUAUUUUCGAAUACGAUGACCUUGUUACGUCGCUUCAGGGUUAAUGCAGCUUUGACUAUUCAACUGUUCAGUCAUUUAUUCCAUGCGAUAAACGCUACAGCCUUUAAUACAUUAGUAUCAAAUGGAAAUCUGUGCGUUCGAUGGUUUGGACGUAGACUUAAGGCUCGUUUGAAUGCUUUAGAGACCUGGGCAGAGAGACAAGGUCUUGAGCUUGCAAGUCAAUGUCAUCUUGCAACGAUAAUGCAAGCAACACAUUUACUCCAAGCACCCAAAUAUAAUACUGAAGAGCUUGCAACUUUAAGUUCAACUUGUUUCAAAUUGAACUCUUUACAAGUGCGAGCUCUUCUACAAAAAUACCAACCGGCAGCUGAUGAACCAAGAUUGACCACAGAAUUAAUUGAAAAUGUUGUAAGAGUUAUUGAAAAUGUAGCGGAUACACUUGCCAGAGCUGAUGGAAGGGAGAUAAGAUUAGAAGAGGAACCAACCUUAGCACUAGCGCUCCUGUUGCCUGAAGACGGUUACAGUUGUGAAGUUAUCAGAGGUGUGCCACCAGGUCUUGAAGAAUUUCUUGCUCCACUUCAACUUGAUGGUUUAUGCAGAAUGGCGCCACAGCCUACAAGUAGUGGAUAUUGGACGAUAUACAUGAUUGAUCAUCAUAAUAAUUUCCGCAGUCCAAGUGCCAUGAGCAACCGUUCUGGCGGUUAUUCAGGUCAUAUGGUACAAAGCCAUAGUCAACCGGAAAUUCAAAUUAUCAAGUUGCAUAAAUCGACGAACGGGAUGGGUUUGAGUAUUGUUGCAGCGAAGGGAGCUGGUCAAGAUCGCUUGGGUAUUUACAUCAAAAGUGUUGUAGCAGGUGGAGCUGCCGAUGCUGAUGGUCGAUUAACAGCAGGUGAUCAAUUACUUAAAGUUGAUGGUCAAAGUCUAGUAGGCAUAACUCAAGAAAAAGCGGCAGAGUACCUGGUUCGAACCGGUCCUAUUGUGACACUAGAAGUAGCAAAACAGGGUGCCAUAUAUCACGGUUUAGCUACCCUACUUUCUCAACCAUCGCCUGUUAUGACGAGAGCACAUAAGGCUCGACCAAAAUCUGAACUAUUAGAACAGUCGCGAGUAGGCGACGCAGCACAACCAUCGACGUCUUAUUCGAUGGAUAAUUUAUUAUCGGGAUCAAAGCAAACGGGUUAUCAAGAACGUUUGGUUGAUUGGGACUACAGUGAACGCGUUCAACCAGGUGCGACAAUUUCUCAUCAAGUAACAACUUCUAAACCAUCGUAUUUUCAAUACUAUGAAUCUCCGCGUCAUGUAUAUUAUUCAGGUGUUGGGUCACAUUCUAUGGGUACUGGUUUAUCUCAACCACUAGCUAUGAAUCGUCAAAGUAACUCUUGUCUUCCUAUGUAUCCUAUUGAUGAAUCUCCAAUCGAUGAAGAAUUUUUACGGCCAAAAUCUAGUUGUUGGGCCAAACGUCCGAUUCCUAUUAUUCAGGAACCUAAUCAAAUUUUUCUCACUAUACCUAAUACUACUCAACAAUAUCCACCUUAUCCUCAACUUCCUCCGCCUCCUAUCAUUACAAUUAGUGUCGAUAAUGAUGAUAUACAGUACAGAUAUCAGCCUCAAGAUGAUCAAAGUGUAGUCAAUGAACAGGAAAUCACGAAUAAUCGUCCACAAUCUUUUUGUUGUUGUAACGAAUCUAUUCCUUAUAUUGAUCAAGUUGAUGAUAAAAAUGAAAACAGUACCUAUUUUAAUAAACAUGAAAAGAAAGAUUUAAAUAUAUCAGAAAAUUGUCCUCUAGAAUCGAAAUCAAAUGCAACACAGAAGAAGAAAUUUAUUUCUAAUUAUUGUUGUGCUCAUGUGACUCAUUCUGAGGAAAAUAUUUUAGUUGAUGUACCUAGAGAGUUUAAAGAACUUAGUUGUAUAGAGACGGAAUCAGAUAUUGUUAGUGAUACAAGUUCUGAAAAUAUUCCAAUUAAAAAUGAAGAAGAUUACAGUACAAUACCAACGCCUAAAAUGCAUACAAUAAUGCCAGAGCUUAAUUUGGAUCUUAGUGGAUUAAAUAGUGAUGUAUCUAGUGAAGAAUCAAGCCCAGAAAAGUGCUGGAAAUCACCAGAGGAAAUUCGUUUAGGUUGUGGAAGAGUUGCUGCAUUGGCAAAACAUUUUUCAAAACUCGGUGAAGCUGGAUUAAUUAAAUUUAAAUCUAUAAAAUUAAAUUCAUCUCGUCAAUUUGUUUCUGAACCCGAUAUGACAUCUCCACGGGAAUGGGAUUUGAGAGACACUAGAAAAUCAUCUGUAAAAGAAUUUAAAUCAGAUACGGAUUUAAGUAAAGUUGAUAAAAGUGUAAUAACAACACCAGAAAAAGAAUGGAGCAUGAUUCUUUUAGAUAUUCAAGCAAAAACUGACUCAGAAACACAAAAUUUUGUAUGCUCAGCGUCAGCUGAGAAUAAUGACCAUAUUAUUGAAGUUAAUGUAGAGAAUAAAAAAACACAAAAUAUAUCACUAAAUAAAGUGGAAAAAAGAAAUUCAAAACUUUCAGCAAGUGAACAGCAGAAAAUUAUAGAACAACUAGAAGAAUUUUGCAAUUUAGAUAAUGCAGAUGCUCCACUGUUUAUACCAGAACAACGAGAUGAAGAGAAAAUAGAGAUGUUCUCUAAUUUUAAUGAUGGAACUUUAAUAUUAAAUAACAACACAUAUAGUAAAACAAAAUCUGUUGACACACCACAAACCCACAACAUUGUUUUAAGCAAAAUGAAUAUGCGAAGAUUUCGGCAGCAUUCUUUGCCAAGUUUAUCGAGUCCAUUGAGUAUAUUUCCUGAUGAUGAGGAAAAUGGUAAAAUCAAUAAACUAGCAAAAUAUUGGUCAAUGAAGGAUCUUAUACCAGUUAACGAAGAAAAUAAUACAAAAGAUUUAUCGAAUUGUUUUAUUUUUACAAGUUCUAGAGUAAGUUCAGCACCUGAAAUAUUUCAUGAUAAGUCUUUAAGUAAAGAUAAAUGUAACAUUGAUAAUGUCAUAGUGGAAAAUAAAAUUACUAUUAAUAAUGUUGAUGUUGGGAAAGAGUCUAUUUUAUGUAAGAAAGAUGAUGAAGUAAAAAACAGUGAUUUAAUCAAACAAGAACGAGCAACAAGUCCAAUAGAAAUAAAAAGUCCAAAGAAGAGAAAUAUUAAGUUUCCAAAUUCAUUUAUUCGAACUCGCAAUAUAUCAAACAGCGAUGACAAAUUAAAUAAACAAACAAAAAUAAAUAAUCAGGAAUUAAAAAAGACUGUCUGUAAAUCAUUAGAACAGAUUUCUAGUGUAGAAAAUGACAUUGAUAUCUUCAAGAACAAAGCUAAUGCUUCGCAAAAAUUUAAUCAAAGUACGUCUUCACUGGGGGAUAAAGUAUUAAAUGAAAAAAAACUCUGUAAUAGACAUUUUGAAAAUUAUUUUAGUACCAUUCCAAUAAAAAAUCAUCUAAAAAUAUCAAAACCAUUAAAAAAGAAGUCUUUAGUCUUGAGAAAAAUAUCUAAGAGUGAUCUAGAUGUGUCUAAAAAAAAACCUACACCACGAUUUGAGCGAAAUGAUUGGAUUUUCUGUGACUUUCCACCACUCGAAGUCAACUCAAAAUCUCGACCUCGACGCAUGAGUGAACGUGAUCUUCCAUCACGACUCGGACAUGAACCAGCUUCUCAACAAAUGCAUAGCAGCAAAUCUGUCCCAGCCUUGCAUAACGUAGGAACAGAAGGUAAGCUACAAAAUCAACAACAACAGCAACACGAAGUAUUCAAUCCUGGAUACAGUAGAGCGUCGUCAAGUAACAGCGUUACGCCUCCAGUUCAACCACCACCAAUGCCAGCUAUUAAUGGAGCUACAUCUCUGAGGUCACGGUCAAGUCACAAUCUCCAUGACCCUAUUAGAAUGGGUACUCUGCCACCUAGUGGACUUGUCAAUCGACAACAGUCAUCGCCGAACCUAACUCCGAGUCAAAUGCAUGGGAAUAUAACGAGUAAUCUUCAGAAUAAUGAAGCGGAAAGAUUUUAUCAAAAUUUGAGUGUUUAUAGACAUCAAGAUCCUAUGAUAAAACAACAGCCGAGUCCACCUCAAACUAUGGAUGAUAGAAAUUUAUUACAUGCUCAGAAGAAUUUAAGAGGAUCACAAAGUUCAUUAAAUCGUCCUAUAACUGAUAUGAACCAAGCAAGAGAUCGUCCAAUAUCAGCUUAUAUACCGCAAGGUCAACAAUCGACUUACCCUGCUAAUCAAAUACAACAAGGCCCACCUCCCAGAUCACAGUCAUCUCGAGAUAUAAUUCGUCAAGAAGCGAAGUUACAAGAGAUGCAAGAAGAAGUAAGACGUCGUGAAUUAAGAGGAGGAGCACCGAACCAGUAUAAACCACUAAAUACUUACAACGCAAGACCUAUGACUGCGGCGCAAACAGCAAACACAGUUCGACCUCCUAGACCUGCAGGAUCAACACCAAAUCUUGGUCCAAGCUCUCCUAAUUAUAAUUCAAGAGUUCCACCCAACUAUGGAUAUUCAGAACUACAGUAUAAUCAAUAUGGGCAAUACAACAAACAACAACAAAUUAUUAAUCAAUAUGCAGUUGUUCCAAAGAAAAAUGACCCAGCACGUACAGGUCAGAUUACAGAUGUAGAAAGAGAAUAUGGAGCAGAUCGAUCAAUGAUUGACUAUAGUAGACAGUAUGGCACUCACAAUGGUUCACAAUAUCCCACCAAUCCUGGUGAUAUGAAAAAUGGUCAGGGAAUUAACGAAAGUACAAUUAAUCGAAUACAAAAUAGUAAUGAAAAUAAUAGUGAUAUUUUACCAUCGAGACCUCUACUUCCUGAAGAAGGUUACAGAGAGAGUCCACCACCUCCUCCGCUUAAUACUGCGACACAUCCUUUGUAUAAUAAACAAGCAGACUCUAGAUAUACUGCAAGUAUGCAGGAUCCUCCUAGAGGUAGCUAUUAUCCAGCGUCUGGUGUUACUCAACAAACUCGACAGUAUCAAUUUAAUGCCACAAAUCCUUGGCAAAGGGAAGAACGUGAGAAGGAACAAGCUCGGCGAAGAGAAGCAGCAAAAUUAUGGCGUGAUCAACAAAUUGCUGAGUUAAGUUCUCUUUCACACAGAACACCGCAACAGGAGGAGCAACUUCGAGCACUUCAAUUAGAAAGAGACUUUCAAAAGAGAGCUGAAGAAGCUGCGGCACAACAAGAUGAUGACGAUGAAUGUAAUGAUGUAGAGAAUGAAAGUGUUCAACGUGUUCAAGGAUUACUGAGAAUGGCAGCAAAUCAAGAUAAAACUGUCCUACCUAAUCAACAAAGUACACUAGUAAGAUCUAGUACAAAUAAUCAAUCGAUACGUGGAUCAGUUCUGCCACAAUCGAGCAUACCGAUGACUAAUCAAAACUCUGGUCAGCGAUCGGGAAAUUAUGCGGGACAAAGCGAGAGCUCUAUGCAUUCACAACCAAUGUCAAGUCCAGUGUCUGGACAAUCAUCAAUGUCGCCUUCAUAUAAUCCUCCACCAUUUGGACAAUUGAAGAACUCCCAACCACAAAUUAAUGAGGAUCAGAGAAGGAUCGAAGAAUAUAAACGCAGAGCAGAAUAUGAUGAAAACCGAAAGAGGGAAGAAGAUAUCAGACAACAACAAAUUCAUCAACAACAGAUGAAACAGUUGUAUCAACAACAUCAAACUAAUAUAAAAAAUCAACAACACUUGCAUCCAGGAAUGUUGAGAUUGGAUAAUUUAGUUAUUAACGGUCCAAGUUCACCUUCCUCACAAAAUGACAAUAGUGAUGCACCGCCGCCCCCUGAACGAGGUUCUAGUUAUGCAGUUAUGUCCCAACAAAGUGUAUUACGAUCAAAUAAUUCAACUACAUCAGCGAAUGUCCCCAUUGGAUCAUCUUCAAUCAAACGUGUAUCUUUUCAUGAUCCUAAUGCAAAUAUUGAGCAAAUUCCACGAACUCCUACUACACCAAAUACUACAUCGUCUAUUACUAUGGAUACGAUCAGAGAAGAUCCCAAUAAUUUCAUAAAUGAUGCUGAAACAUUGUUGGCAUCUCCAAAAACACCGGAUGGACCUGGAACUCAAUUUAGUGGAACAACUCCAGGCGUCAUCGGAGCUCAGGAAGUUUACAAAGAUCCAAGACAAAAACGUCUAGCAGAAAAACAAAAGCAACAACAGAAUUCUCAAAUGGGUGAAGUGCCAGAAAAGUUAAGUUUUAAAGAAAAGAUGAAGAUGUUUGCUAUGGAAACUGGAGAAGACGGCACACCGAGAGAUAAAGUAAAAAUAUCAAGGGCGCAAAGAGAAAUAGAUAAUAUUGGAAGUCCUUUAAGUUCAUUAAACAAUAAUAAUAAUAAUAAUAAUAAUAAUAAUAAUAAUAAUAAUAACAAUAACAACAACAAUAAUAAUAAUAAUAGAAGCUAAAUUCUAUCUCCAAUGGUACGAUCUCUUAAAUCGUGAGACUGAAUAACAAAUGACGAGGGAAAUCAAUUUGAAUCUUGACUACAAUUAUGAAACUCAGUAUUUCGAAUUUAUAAUUAUAUUAAAACAACAAUAGUAUGACUAUGAUUAAUUUUUUUCGAAGAAUUUAUACGCAAAGGAGUUUAAAUAAAUGAAUAUAUAAACUGAGCAUGCAUUUGCUACUAAUUAUUGUAAAUAUAAUAAAAUAAAUCUUACACACAGCAAAUGCUUACUUAUAUUCUCUAUUUAUGUGCAUAAGAAGUCUAUUUAAGUAUGUUGAAUUAUCUUUUGAAAUUUUAAAAUUUGAAAAUUGAAAUGAUUAAUAAAUGCAAGCAUAGAAUCUUAACUUUUAAUUUUUUUAAAUAUAAAUACUACCUAAAGAUAAAUUAAUUAAUUAAAAAAUACAAGUACUAUAGAUCAGUGUGAUCAGAAAAUACGGAAAAUCGACUCCGAUUAGAUUAACGUCCAUAUUCAAAUGAGAAGAAAUGAUAGCAAUAUUAGAGAAUAAUUCAAUAAAAAAUAUAUAUAUAUAUAUAGUGUAAUAAUUUAAUUAAUUAUUCUACAAAGCCUAAAAAUGUUAAAUGCAGUUGAAGGCAAUAAUGUUUUCUAUUUGUCUGGCUAAUCAACGACUAUUAAUCACAUUCCGUGUAAUUAAUAUACAGAUUAAAACUAGAAAUUAAUUUAUAAUUUAUGAAUGAUAUAUAAAUUGUCUAUUUUAUAUAUUAACUCUGGUAUCAAAACUAACACUGACUUAUUUCACACGAUUUAAUAUUUUCACUCGAAUCAAAUAUUGACAUUGUAAUUUUUUUUUAGAAUUUCUACAAUAUUCUUAAUAUUAUGUGAUACAAGGUUAGGCUGUAAUUAUUAACAUUUGAAGUGUAGUUUAAUCUACAUCUUCUUUUCUUUAAACAUGAAAAAAUACUUGGCAUUUCCCAGUAUUUAAUGAUGCACCAACAUCGAAGAUCACGAUCAAUAGUUUGAUAAUCUUUAUUUUAGUAUUUAUUUCUACGAUUAUAAAUAUUAUUGUAUUAAUUUUGUUUAUAUUGUAUUUUACAUUUUUAAAAAUGUUUUGUGAAUUUUUUGCUACAAACGAAUUAAAAAUUUUGUUUGAUUCAUAAGAAUUUAUUUGCAAAUUGAUAUUCAAAAGAUUAAAAUUUGUAAUUGAUGGAUUAAGUCAAAAAAAAUUGCUUCCUUGUUUUUCAUAUCUUAAUGUAGUAGAAAAAUUUUAAAAAAGCAAAUAAACAAACGUAGCCUUAUUAAUGGUGUAGAAAAUAUUUGUUAAUGAAGAAAUAGAUGAAUGUCUAUGACUCUAAUCUUAAACUUUACUUCGUAUAGAAUUUUAUAAAAGUUAGCGUAAUCAAAAUUAACUUUCUCCUUGUUGUGUAUAGCAAAUACAUUCGCACUAUAUAUUUUGUAUCACUGUUUUGAUUAUCUUCGAAUAAGUAGUGAAAUACAUAAAUUUAUAUCAAAGUAUGAUAGUAAAAUCAUGUAUCAUUAUUAGUUAAUUAUAUUCAAUAUAACAUGUUAUAUUCUACCUUUGAAAUUUGAUUUUUAGAGAUCA